Microthlaspi erraticum is the source of this 816-nucleotide messenger RNA. The record is from the annotation of a GenBank genome assembly. NCBI's taxonomy places the organism in Eukaryota, Viridiplantae, Streptophyta, Magnoliopsida, Brassicales, Brassicaceae.
AUGGCUAGCAACAUCAAUCUGUUAAGUGCUACUUCUGGUCCUGAUGAAGAAUUGCGUUUGAAAGCCUUGUCAAUGUUAGGGAAAUUAAACAAGUAUUGGAAUCCGUUUGAUAAGAGGGUAGAGAUGAAUAGGCUAGUGAUGGUAGCUGGUGUAUUUGAUCCGAGCAAGAAGAUGAAGUGUGUCAAGGGCUUUUUUGAAAAACUAUAUGAAAAAGGAAGUCAUGAGGCUGUUCAUCUUAACGGUGAGAUUUUUGCUAUUUUGAAGAAGUUGUUUGGUGAGUAUGACAGUGCAUUGAACAAGAAAGGAAGUGAUGAAUCGGGUGCAUCGAAGCAGUCAAACAUAACAUCUUCUAGAUCAAGUCAGUUUGCAGAGGAAGUUUCUAAGAAAACUGUUCUUGGUAAUGGUCUACAAUAUGAAAGAAUGAACGACAUUUACAAUGAGCUGAUCAAAGAAGAAUGUUUUCAAGAGAAGUUGAAUGAAUUGGAUUUGUAUUUGAAAGAGGAUGUCGAGAAUCCAAAAACUAUGUACGGGACAGAAUAUGAUGUGCUUUCUUGGUGGAAGGUAAACAGUGGGAAGUUUCCAGUUCUAUCUGUCAUAGCAAGAGAUAUACUUGCAAUGCAAGUGUCUUCAGUAGCUUCAGAAUCAGCGUUUAGUACUUCUGGUAGGGUUUUAGAUCCAAGUAGAAGCUGUUUGACUCAUUAUAUGAUAGAGGUGUUGAUGUGCACUGAGCAAUGGCUCAAAUGUGAGCUUAAACUGAAUGAAAGAGGAAUCAUACGAAAAGAGCAACUACAGGCUGAUGUUGAGUUGCAAGAUUAA